Amoebophrya sp. A120 is the source of this 3078-nucleotide messenger RNA. The record is from the annotation of a GenBank genome assembly. NCBI's taxonomy places the organism in Eukaryota, Dinophyceae, Syndiniales, Amoebophryaceae.
CUUGCCGAUCAAACUCAAGCUACCGGGGAGCAGCCGGUGGAGGAGGCUGAGCCACCUGCUGAAGGAGCGCAGGAGGUUAAGGAGGAAACGAAAGAGGCUACCGCAGCAGAAGCACCGGCAGAAGGCACUGCUGCAGCACCUGUUUCAUCUGGAGACGCGCCGAAAGAAGCGGAGGCAGGUGUUGUUCCCGAUUCUGAAGCACCAAAACCUGUCGACGCCGAAGAUCCUGCAACUGCUGCAGAGCCAAAGCCUGAUGAAGCUGCUGCUGUAGCGUCUGCGUCACCUGAGGCUGUUGAGCCUUCGCCAGGCCCUGUUGUUACGGAGUCACCGGAGGAGAAGAAGGAACAAGAGCCAGCUGUUGAGAAGCCCGCGGCGACAAAACGCUCAUUCUGGUCGAAAACGAAGGGGACACUCAGAAUGGGCAUGUUCUUUGGGAAGAAAAAAGAAGCGCCUGCUUCUGGAGUUGCUGCACCGGCGGAAGAGCCAAAAGCGGUAGAUGGAGACGCGACCACUGCAGAGAAAACCGACGAAGCCGAAGUCGCGGGAGAGGCAGUUGUCCCUUCUGAUGCGGCUGUCCCAGUUGCACCCGUGGGAAACCAGGGUGCAGAGAAUACUGCAGCAGCAGAGAAAAGUGCUGAUGUUGUCGAAGACGUCGGCGCGGCCACGAAGCCUGCUGAACCAGAAGAGAAGCCGACCGAUGAACUAGAUCCCACCGCAAGCGCAACUCCCGGGGUACAAGAGGACGGGGAAACUCAAAAAGAUGAUGCCGCCACAGUUACGGCUACUGAAAAAGCGAAUGAACCAGCAGACGCGCAUCAGCCCCCAGCAGACGUGGGUGCUGCAGCAGCAGCUGCGUCCGCUCCCGUUGACGGAGAAGCAGAGACUGCACCACCUCCGAAGAAGAACAGACCCGGCCCUUCCCGAGGAUGGGUCGCAAUCAGGAGAGGUUUCCACGCCCAUCUCGCUGCGAAAAUCGCUCUGGAAGCGUUUACUCCGAAGAAAAAGGAGCCGGUCGAGGAGGGCGGAACAGAAGUGGCGGCGGCGGGAGCUCCUGAUGACACUUCGAAGCCGGCUGAACAAGAAGAAGUUGCGAAGGCAGAAGUUAAAGCUCCACAGACUGAUGAAGCUGUGGAAAUAAAGCCCGGCGCCGUGGCUGUCCAAACGGAUGACGUGGCGCUACCGGCUCCUGCUGUGCGGGAUUUGUCAACCGAAGAAGCGAAGCCUGCAGAAGCAGAGGAGCCAACCCCUUCCCCUGCUGCGGAGCCGCCUGCUGCGGAAGAAUCAGCUGCAACAGCCAAGCCUGCCCCUGGAUCGUCUCCUGCCUUCAGAGGUUGGUCUCGUUUAAGAGGCGGAUUCGUAGCAAGGGCGGCUUUCGGCUCUUUUGGAAAACGGAAGACGAUUACUGAGGAAACUGUGGCGGAAGCGGAUACCGUGGCUGAUACGACACCUUCGCCUGUUGAAGCCGAGACUGCGGAAGCAGUGGUGGUGGACCAAGCAGCACCCGUAAGAACUACUACGACCGAGGAAGUAAAGCUUGAAGUAGAAGAGGUUCCUGCUUCGAAGCCGGCAGAAGAGGAGGAGCCUGUAAGUAAACCAGCAGAGACUACCGAAGCCCCAGCUGCAACCGGAAAAUCACGUUGGGGCCGGCUGCGAACUCUCACUGCCGCAACGAGCAUGAUGAAGAAACCACUUUUGUCAACAACAUCAUCUGGCGAAGCUGCUGCACAAAAAGAGGACAAAGAAGUCCAAGCCCCGGAAACCAAACCCGAAUACGCAGACAGAGAAAUUCAAGCCCCUGAAAUCCAACCGCAAUAUCAAGAAAAAGAAGCCCAAGCACCGGACGAAGAAUUCAAAACAGAGACGUACAAAUUCUCCCUGGAAGACGAUUUCGCGAUUUUACUCAAGCACCUGGGUUCCGAAACCGACGAAAACGGGCAGAUUAUCUGCAAAUCAUUGUGGAAAACCCAUUCACUGACCGAGGAGCAGAUCUCUUUCUUGAAGAACCAAAACGAGGAAUUGAGUAGUAAAUGCGAUAAAUUGGAGAAAAAAGUUGCGAAAAUGACGUGGACGUAUGUGCCUGAUCAUGUUGCAUCGAAGAGACAGAAGCUGGAAUCGUUCGAGAAACUGACAGAAGAGUACAAGAUGAGCCGAAAACUAAUCCUCGCCGGUUUGAAGCAGUUGAAAGAAGAUAUCGCCGCGACAGAGAAGGACGAAACGUUACAAAUCGCGAACGUCCGACCGAUAGAAGUUUUGGACAAGGAAUUUCGAACGGCGUUUGAUUUGGUUUGCAAUCUAGAUACAGCCGCGAAGGGGUUGGGGCUGGAGAAAAGGAAGGAAGUGAAGAAGAUGACGUUGGAAUUGAAGCCUUUAUCUGUAUCAAAUGUAAAAAUGUCUGGGUCUGGAAAAUUGUGCUGCUAAAAAUGAAUGAUAGACGCACUGCAGUACGCAGCUAUGCAUGACAAAUUUUUUGGCUGCCAUGUCUUACGUAUUCCGCAUGGCAAACUGCGUUUUUGCAUGACAAGUAAGAGGGCUUUUUCGUGCCUAUGCAACACAGAUUCUCGAAUCAUGCCAGACAUGCAUGACAAACUCGCAUUCUUCCAGACCCAGACACUUUUACAGUUGAUAAUCUGGGUUGUUCGACAAGGAGUUGGAUUGGCUGAACCGGAAACAGUAUCCUGUGCAAAAGUAUCGUACUCGUAGUAAUUGCAAACAUGCAUUACAAAUUUCUUUCUCAAGUCAAAUCCGCAUUGCAAAUUUGGUUUUUCAUGCUGAGGAAAUUUGUCAUGCGAUUUAUACUAGUACGAUGUUUUUGCAUUUCAUAAACAGUUGUUGGGAGAUGCGGUGAACCAGCGGGGGAUACAGAGGAGAUUGACGAAUUUGUUGACGGGCGAUUUUUCAAGUAACGACGGGAUCAAAAAGGAAUUUGAGGCGGAGUACGAGAUUCCUGUGAUAGUACUGGAGCCCGAAGAGGGUGAGAAGGGAGGUGCGCCAAAAGUAGACUCAGUGUUGCAACCUGAGCCGGAUCCGGAAGCGGCGCCAGAUAAAGAAGAAGGCGGGUUCUUUUCAAUGUUUUUUUGA